ACCAUACCGUUGUUGUAUUUGUUUACUACAAGGAAUAUAAAAGGAUUUUUAUCCUUAAAAUAUAAUCAUAGUGUAUCGUCUUUGGAACGUGAACGUACUCAAAAAUGAAAUCCGUUGUAUUAGCACUAUGCGCUAUUGGUUGUGCGUACGGCCUAGUGCCGGACGACAAGGCGGCUGUCGUCCGCAGCGACUAUCAGCAUAACCCAGAGGGCGGCUACCAGUACGUCUAUGAAACUGAGAACGGCAUCUCAGCGCAUGCUGAAGGAGUAAUCAGGACUUUAAACAAGGACGAGGUCUCUCACACAGUUCAAGGCUCAGUCUCUUACAUUGCACCUGAUGGUCAAAAGAUCGAGACUUCUUACGUAGCAGAUGAAUUCGGUUACAAGCCAACGGGUGAUCAUCUUCCCACCACGCCGCCGCCUAUGCCGAUCCCAGACUACAUCCUUCGUGCCCUGGAAUGGAUCGCCACCCACCCCUACAAAGAACCAACUUCAAAGAACUAAGGAUCUUUCACCCAACGAAUUCUGGUCAAUUUUUAUAUAUAUGACGAAUCUGCCUAAACUAUUGACAAUGCAAAUAAGUAUUAAAUACUUCGAUAACAACGUGAUAAAAUAAUUAUUUAUCUGUGCAUUUUUUGUGCAAUAAAUUGUGCAAUUUG
Molecule: messenger RNA, 658 nt
Organism: Papilio xuthus (Asian swallowtail)
Lineage: Eukaryota; Metazoa; Arthropoda; Insecta; Lepidoptera; Papilionidae
Source: RefSeq, a predicted model, not a curated record